AUGUUUUUUGAUUUCAAUAGCCUCGCGAAUCAUCCUUGGAAGGAAUCGGUGUUCUUUAGCGAGGAUCUGCGGUCUAUCAAAUCUGAUGUAGUGACGGGGGCGAUCCUAGAACGAGUGAAGCCGGCCACAGUCGAGCGUGUACCUGCUGUACUGCCAUAUGUUAGAGGAGUCACUGACAAGAUUGGCUACAUCUUGAAGCGCGCUUCCAUCAAAACAUACUUCAAGCCGCUGAAGAAGAUUGGUCAGUUUUUACCAUCGGUCAAGUGUAAUGUCCCUCUGCAAGAUGCAGGAGUGUACAAGCUUGAUUGUGAAUGUGGUCUCUCCUACAUAGGACAAACUAAAAGAUCAAUAAAAACCCGCGUUAAAGAACAUAUAGCUGAUGUGAAGAAUCGACGCUCCGGGAAGUCUGCAGUCUGUGAACACGUACAGGAUCGCCCCCGUCACUACAUCAGAUUUGAUAGACCGCAGAUCCUCGCUAAAGAACACCGAUUCCUUCCAAGGAUGAUUCGCGAGGCUAUUGAAAUCAAAAAACAUCCUAAUUUCAAUAGAGAAGAUGGCUGGGUGCUACCAUCUGCUUGGGAUCCUAUAAUAAAUAAAAUUAAAUCCCAACCCAAGCAUACAACUGCAAGACUUCAAGAUACCAUAAGUUCAUACUGCAUAGAUCGGAACAAAAGUUAA
This is a messenger RNA of Parnassius apollo (apollo), 678 nucleotides long. Lineage: Eukaryota; Metazoa; Arthropoda; Insecta; Lepidoptera; Papilionidae. The record is from the annotation of a GenBank genome assembly.